This is a messenger RNA of Drosophila grimshawi, 1561 nucleotides long. Its product is annotated as serine protease inhibitor 42Dd. The transcript has 4 exons. NCBI's taxonomy places the organism in Eukaryota, Metazoa, Arthropoda, Insecta, Diptera, Drosophilidae. The coding region runs from base 276 to 1448 and encodes 390 amino acids. The record is from RefSeq and is a predicted model, not a curated record. Gene Ontology annotation, molecular function: serine-type endopeptidase inhibitor activity.
GUCAUCAAUGAACAGAGCAUCAGGCCAACUUAAUUAGAUUCUUUCAUCGUCUAAGAGCGAACGAGGUUUUAGUUCUAUUUUGUGCGAAGCUGCGUGCGGGCGUGAAUUCGCUUCUGCUUUCCCUUUUUUUAAUUGUUUAAUUGUUUUGCCAUACGCUUUAUACCUUUUUUUUUGUUCAUUUAUUUCGUAUUUAAUUUGAUUAUACUUUGUGUACAUUGCGAAGUGAGCAGCAAAUUUAAUAGCUCCCCAUAGUCAACCCCUGUUGCUAAAACAGUAUGAGUGCUGCACCCAUUCCCACAGCACCUGGAGUGCCGCAAGAAAUCAAUCUUGGAGCCGAGAUUUUUCACAAUAUUGCAAUAGCAGCCGCUGAUGAAAAUGUAAUUAUAUCGCCAAUCCUGUUGGAGGCGAGUCUGGCGCUGCUCUACCUGGGCUCCGAUGGCACCACAGCCGCGGAACUGGAAAAGCUGUUGAAGCUGAAGCAACGCUUCGCCAGCAAUGCUAAAAUGGCCAAUUUUUAUGCCGCUGAGCUAACCGCAGCAACGGGCGAUCAAAAUACACGCAUUCAGCUGCAGAAUCGCCUGCUGCUGCAGGCCAACGUUGGCACAAACAUUGCAGACGACUUUCAAAAGAUUGCCCAAACGUAUUUCCAUGCGACGGCCGAGUGCCUCGACUUGCAGCAGUCCGAGAAGCUGAACCGUUACAUAACCGAUAAUAUCUUGGCCAGCACUGGCGGUGGCAACUGGGGUCAGUCUCUCCAAUCUAUUGGCAGCCAAGCGUCGCAGCUGCUUCUUCUGCUCGCUGCUCGGCUACAAAGCAAAUGGUUUUUGCCAUUUAGUGCGUAUCGCACUGGCUUCUACGAGUUCCACAGCCACGCCUCGGACACACCAAAGCAAGUGCUCAUGCUCUUCGACGAGGACAUGUUUGUGAAAUACGCUGAGCUGCGGGAGCUGAACGCCCGUGUCAUUGAGUUACCUUAUGAGCACGCCGAUGAGCUGGCCAUGCUCCUAAUCCUGCCCAACAAGCACGAUGUAUCGGCUUUGGCAGAGCUGGAAACUCAACUGCGCACCGUGGAUCUCGGUGCACUGCAGCAGCGCAUGCAAAUGGAGAGCGUUCAGGUGCUGGUGCCCAAGUUUAGCAUAGACUUUGAGUGCAGUUUACGGCAGGCGCUGAAACAGCUGGGCUUUACGGAGAUUUUCGGCUCCUCAGCUAACUUCAAGCAUUUGCAUUCAGCCGCCAACCUGCCCAUUGUCGAUGUUCUCCAAAAGCUGCGAAUUGACUUGAACGAAUCCGGAUCAGGUUCCGAGUCGCCUCAGCCGGCAGCAGGUUAUAAGCCGAUUGUAAUUAGCAAUUCCUCACGCCAAAAGUUCUUUCGUGCGGAUCAUCCAUUUUUCUUUGCCAUACGUGGGGAGAACGUGACCCACUUUAUGGGACACUUGGUUAGCUUUUAGCGGAUAUGAGUCAGCAAUAUUUAUAAUGUGUAUGCCAUACUGAUAAUAAUCUAUUAAUAAUUUGUCACAAACUCACAAUUCAUCAGCGAUGCAAUAAAAACAACAAGAAAUAA